UUUGCGUCCGGCCAAAGUCGGAGUCGUUGGAGGCACGAGUCCAACGCCACGUUCUCACGUUCUCUCUUUCUCUCUCUCUCUCUCUCUUUCUCUCUCUUUCUCUCUCGUCCGCCGAAAGAACCGAGGACGCGCAUCCGCGUGGGUGACUUCUCUCUGUCCCGCGCGAUUCGUCACGAUUUCCCUCGCGCUCGUGGAACGUCCGUGUGAGGCCGAGAGGCGGGAAUGCGUGCGGCUCGCGGCUCGCCGAGCGACGCCGAGCGUGUCUCCCGCGUUGCUCCACGGCUGUAAACGCCGUCUCUCUCUUUCUCUCGCCCUCUCCUUCUCCCUCUUCCCUCUCUCUUUCUCUCCCUGUCGCGGGGAACGAUGGACGUGAUAGUGCGAUAGGUUCGACGGCGACUCGAAUCCCCGUGGAGCAAGCGCGUGGAAUCUCGGCCGACCGCGCGACGUCAUGACGCGUCUACGGGGCCGUGCGUCGCUGAUGGUCGUCGCGACCAUCAGCUUCGUCCUGCUGGUCGUCAUAUACCACAUACUGAGUAACGAGAUCGACGAGAUGUCAUCGGGCAAGAUCGGCGCGCGUCUACGAGCCGAGGAUGUGUACCCACCAGGUGAACUCACGGACGGAGGGCAGCGAGUAGACGAGCGGAUGACGGGUGAUCUGAAGAACGGUAGGAACAGACUGGUUAACGAGUUAACUCACGAUAAAUCGUUUGCAGAAGUCACUGCGCCGCUGUUCAAGGGCCAUAAGAUCGUCCAUCUAGAUCUGAAAGGCGCCCCGCCGAGGAUCAGCUAUUACAGCUAUCUGUUCCCCCUGCUGCGAAAGCUGGGCGCCACCGGCGUGCUCGUCGAGUACGAGGACAUGUUCCCCUACGCCGACGAUAUCGAGGACAUACACGCCGGCAACUCUUACACCAGGAAGGACGUCGCGCAGAUACAGAGUUUAGCCAGGAACAAUCAGCUGAUCGUUAUACCGUUGAUACAGACCUUCGGCCACAUGGAGUUCGUUCUCAAGCUGGACAAGUACAAGGACCUGAGGGAGGUCCCGCAUUACCCGCAGGUCGUGUGCCCCACGUACAACAAGACGCUGCCGCUCAUCUACGAGAUGAUAAACCAAGUCGUGUCGGCGCAUCCGACGUCGAAAUACUUGCACAUAGGCGCGGACGAGGUUUAUCAGAUAGGAGAGUGCUCGAGGUGCUUAGACGUCAUGGCCAAGAGGCAGUGGAGCAAGCGACAGCUCUUCCUGGACCACGUCUCCACGGUGGUCAAGUACAUUAAGGAGAGAUACCCGGAGCUAACUGUACUUAUGUGGGACGACGAGUUCCGCGACAUAUCGCCGCAGGAGAUCAUCGACAGGGGCCUCCACGAGAUGGUGGAGCCGGUCAUUUGGAAGUACACCACCGAUCCCAGCACGACGCUGUGGGAUCAGCUGUGGGAGAGUUACGCCGCGGUGUGGAAGGAGGUCUGGGUCGCGACGGCGUUCAAAGGCGCCACCUCGCCGGACAGAUAUUACACGGACAUCUCGUACCACAUGGAGAACCACCAGCGCUGGCUGGAGAUGAUUCAGAAGUACUCGAGCCAGCUCACGUUCAAGGGUGUCAUGUUGACCGGAUGGCAGAGAUACGAUCACUUCAGUGUCCUUUGCGAAUUGCUGCCGGUAGGACUGCCGUCUCUCGCGAUUGACUUGGCGAUAUUGCAAGCCUCCGAUGUAAACGGCUUCCCCAUAGAACUGCCCGAUCGCAUAGCCGAGGCUUUGCAAUGCGAGGGUAUCAUCUCGUUGAGCAUACCGGAGCCGCAGUACGGCUGGACCAAAUGCAGCUUCCACGGGGUGUCGGUGUACGCGGUGAUUUUACGCCUUUACUCUCUCACGCAGGAAAUCACGAAAAUGGAGCAGGACAAUACCUACAAGGGAUGGCUGAAACCGUACAAUAUCAAAUACUCUUUCGCGAGCCCCAAUUACGUCGAGCGCGCGUUUACCGACUUGGACAGGCACAAAGUCGAAAUUAUGUACAUCGAGAAAGAGAUGCGUACAGCCAUGGAAGAUAUUUACGACGAUUACACGAUACAAGAGUGGCUUGACACGUAUGUCGCGCCUCUAAACGAAAAGCUCAAUCAGUUGGUGGAAGUCAAGGCGAAACUUUUAGACAGAAACACGUGGCCAAAGAGACCUCUCACGAAAUCCGAUUUAUAGUAUAAAUCGGCGGCUUUCGAAUGAGCAGGCGAAGAUUAAUGUUCUUUAUGGUACAUAAUAAGAGACUGAAAAUUUUAUUAAAAGAACGCGAGAAAAAAAAAGUACGCGUGUUUUUUUCGCGGAUAAUUGCGGAAAAAUCUUUUAGUAAUUAUUUUAUAAAAACAAACGGCGUGGAUAAUCAGUGAAAUGUAAAAAUUUUGGACUCGCAAUUUUACAUCUUGAGCAAUCCUUGUACAGAAUAUGUGAUAAUAUGUAAUUUGAUAAGAGAGUAAUCAAAUGGUAAUUGCACCGUCCGUGUAAAUUAGUCAAUCUCGUUUGUCUCGACGAAAUUUAAUUGACUUAUUUAUGGUAGAAUUACCAAUAGACUUUUUUCUUACGUAGAUCACCCACAAGUUUUUUUGAAAAAUCAUUAUAAAUAAUUAUUCAUCUCCUUCCAACGAAAAGGAAAUCUUAAAUACACUAUUAAUGUUCUGGGUGAUUUGCAGAGAUAGACGGUGUAAAGAUAGUUAGUAAUAUAUUGAUAAAUAUAUAUAUUAAACGAACAAAUAUGAUUUUGCGGCGUUGAAAUAAAUAAUUUAUUGUCGGUUUGUUAAGAAUGCUAGAUCUCAAAUUGUUUUUUUAGAUUUGGAAAAUCAUAUAUAAUAUAUAUUAUAUAUACGUAACGGACACAUCUUUAUAAUAUAACGUGGAUUAUAUAAAGUUAAUCUUUCCAAUCGUAUACGCACACAACGCUCUUUUUUCGUGUUACGUCUUCUAAUUAUAAAGACUUGUGUACGCAGAGUUAUAUUUUACUGGAAUGUUUAUUGAAAAAACAUUGGCAAUUUAAUAUUAAUUCACGCGUGUUAACCAUCUGCAGCUUUAGCUUAAGCGGGGAAUCGUGCCAUAAGCAGAUAAUUGCGACAUUAUGCUCCAAUUAGAUAAAAUUUUGAAGGCUGAAAAGAUUAUUUGUAUCCGUGCUUGAAUUGAAGACUUUUUAUGUGAGAGACGGAAAAUGAGAAGAGUGUUCUUUAAUUUAAAAAAGUAUCUUUACGUCUUUAUAUAAGUCUGUUGCUUUUUUCUUACGGUACUGUAACGAAAACUGCUACUAUGCACGACAUAGGUCGGUAUUCAUAGUCAGAUCUUAUGUUGUAUGUAACAUUUUAUUGGUUACGGAAUAUCUGGAGAUAAUGUUAAGACGAUCUUGUAAGAUCUGACCAUGAAUACCGCCUAGAAAGACGGUACGAAGUAUCUUAGAGACCUUUCGAUAGUUUUGAAAAUUGAGAACACGGAGCUUCUUCAUAAAAAAUUUUUAUUAUUGUUACAAUCUUUUUUUUAUGUUGGGUCUUCAAUCAUGCUGCAAUUUUUCGAUGGGCGAAACGGCUUGUAAUGCAAUAUUUAACAAAUCUUCCUAGUAAUUUCGACUUCUUCUGUGAGCUACUAAUAUACAUAUACGUCUUUGCAUUGUAUCAUGCGCUUUGUUAUUAUUUCAUAGUUCAUACUAUUAUAAAAGUAUUUUUAAUGUUGUUAUAUAAAUAAUAUAUUGCGCGUGUAACUAUUAUCACAACUAAUGAGAUUAAUAAAUCUGUUUUUCAAUCUA
This is a messenger RNA of Vollenhovia emeryi, 3761 nucleotides long. RefSeq names its product hexosaminidase D-like. The transcript has a single exon. The coding region runs from base 449 to 2185 and encodes 578 amino acids. Gene Ontology annotation, biological process: carbohydrate metabolic process. Gene Ontology annotation, molecular function: hexosaminidase activity. The record is from RefSeq and is a predicted model, not a curated record. NCBI's taxonomy places the organism in Eukaryota, Metazoa, Arthropoda, Insecta, Hymenoptera, Formicidae.